AUGGAUUACCAAAAUCGGGCUGGCUCCAAGAAAGGUUCAGGUGGUGUUGCGUCUGCUUCGCAAGAAAAUCUCCAUCGCAGAAAACAGGUCGAAGAGCUUUUGAGAGAAGGCGAAGAAGUGCCUUACUCAUUCCACGGCGUCAGCAAAGAGGCCGAAGAACUCACCAAGAAGAAUCCCUAUAUAUACAAGAAUCAUGCUGGUCGUCUGGUUUGCAAGCUAUGCAAUACUAUGCAUGUGUCGUGGUCGAGUGUGGAAAGGCAUUUAGAAGGUAAGAAACAUGGUCUAAAUUUGCUCAGACGAGGCGGAAGCGCUGGCACCAGAGAGCAAGAAGUUAUAACAGAAGAAGAUGCACAAUUUAAACAGGAAGUGGAGAAACUCCGAUCACAAAUAAAAGACAAUGGACAACUUCCCCAUUACCAAGUUGCCAGGAUUCAAGACCCCGCCACCGGAUAUCGUGGGGUAGCAAUCAAAAUAAUGUAUGGUGAUAAGGGAGCUAGUAUAGAUACCGAAGCUCGUCCAUUUGUAAGAAUAAUGUCGAGCUUGGAGUUAUCUAGCGAAGAAGGUGAAGACAAAAAAUACGUGGUGGUUGCAUAUGAGCCUUUCAAAAAUGUCGCAUUUGAGAUACCAAAUCAGGAACUUUACAUUGCUGAAUUCAACACCUCAAAAGAGCCUUCAGUGGAUGAUUUUAAUGGAAAAUGCACGUAUUGGGACUGCGAUGAGUUGAUUUUAUACGUGCAGUUUUUCUUUAAAGAAUAA
Lachancea nothofagi CBS 11611 is the source of this 756-nucleotide messenger RNA. The record is from the annotation of a GenBank genome assembly. Lineage: Eukaryota; Fungi; Ascomycota; Saccharomycetes; Saccharomycetales; Saccharomycetaceae.